Aureobasidium uvarum is the source of this 746-nucleotide messenger RNA. Lineage: Eukaryota; Fungi; Ascomycota; Dothideomycetes; Dothideales; Saccotheciaceae. The record is from the annotation of a GenBank genome assembly.
CCAUGCCAUCUGAAACGGUUCUUGUGGUAGGCUCGACUGGCAACAUCGGUGUCGCCGCUGUGAUCGGUGCUCUUCGUGCCAAUCGCAGCGUACUCGCCAUCGUCCGCAAUCAAGAGUCCGCUCAAAAACUGUUCAAACAUGUUGGCACAAAGGAGGGCAUCACCGUUGUUGAAGCAGAUCUCACGUCCGAAACAGGCAUGCUCCGAGUGGUUGAAGAUGUCAAGGCUGGGAAACUGCCUGCCUUCCAACAUGUAUAUGCCGCUGCUGGUGGGCUGCGUGGCAUGACCCCUAUGCACGAACUGACGUGUGAGGAACUGCAUCACUACAUGAACAUUAACUUCGAACUCAACUUCNUAGCAACCGUGCCAUAUUUGCUUGAGCAAGGAUACAAAGACAGCACCUGGACCCUUUGCACAGGAAGCUUGGGUGACAUUGGCAUAUGUGCACCAGCAGCUCUAACUCAAGGAGCUCUCUACUCCUUGGCCAACGUAGCCUGCCGCGACCUGAGAGACACCAAUAUUCGCUUCAACGAAGUGUAUCUAAACAUGAGAGUAGAGGUGGACGAGUCAGCCAAGCAGACAGGCUUCUUCAAAGCCUCAGACUUUGCAGAGUGCUACCAGCAGAUUCUCGGACGUGACAAUAUCCGGAGCUGUCGGAUUAGCGUUUCCGACAAGAGGGAGUUCAGGGAGUUGGUGUUCGAGGAGAAGCGCGUCGAACUCAACUUCAAGAAGGACAGUGGCGCGGCU